GUUGAGGAUGGGCAAGUGCAGCUGGACGAGCUUCGUUCGCGCGGUCAAGCAGGUGAUCACGUUCAUAUUCAGCCACGUGGGUCUGUGUGCGUUCGUAGCCGGCUAUUCGGUUGCUGGUGCGUUCCUGUUCAGGCAACUCGAGCAGGACAAGGUCGAAGAUUACUACGAUUCGGUCGUCAAUAGGAACGAAUGCUUCAGCAAACUCUAUAACAUUACGGAGGAGGUGGGCUUCCAGCUCAACGGCAGCCACUGGAGGGACCUGCUCACCUCGGAGGCGUGGCAAGAGCGGGUCCUGCAGCAGCUGGAGGCGUUCGAGGAGGACCUGGUCGAGUCGGUGAGGAACCAGACGUACGACCAGGGGCCCGAAGAGCAGAGGAAGAGGUGGAGCGUCAUCGGGUCGUUAUUCUACUGCGUCACCGUUAUUACAACUAUAGGCUACGGCCACGUGUCGCCGCGCACGAACACGGGCAAAAUGGUGACCAUCGUGUACGCCCUCUUCGGGAUUCCGCUCAUGCUGCUCUGCCUCACCAACAUCGGCAACUCCAUGGCCACGUCGUUCAGGGCCUCGCCCGAGGGGCCCCUUCCGCCCUCGGGUUUCAAAAACCCCCGGAUGUGCUGCUGGUGCUGCCGCAAGAAGAGGGGCGAGGAGAGUGCGGAGUCGUCUUCCAUGCUGCAGAAUCCUAGCGGCACGGCGGGACCAGCCGCCCCGGCCCCCUACACCCCGCCCCCCAGGUAUAAGCCCAACCGCCGCAACAUGCUCAUCUCGCCGCCCAUCUCGGCCACCAUCCACCGCGGCUCCGACAACCCCCUGAAGGCGCCGUCGCUGGACUCGCCGAGCCCCUCGCCAGGCCCUCCCGCGACGCGCGCUCUGCCGUUCCCUUCGCAGAACCACGUCCUCCUCCCGGACAUGGAGGCGAAUCGCAUCGUGGCCGAGUGCGCGGCCUACACCAGGACCCACAUCCCCGGCUUCGUGGUGUCGCUCGACCCGGCGGCGAGCGACUGCCACGACUACGACAUGGUGACCGUCUCGACCCGCCUGUCCCCCAGCGUGUCCACUCGCCCUUCGCCCACGGCCUCCUCGCGGCCCACGCCCGAGCCCUCGUCUCCGCGGGCGCGAGAGACCCCGGCAGAGUGGGCGCUGGCGCGGGAGAACGGCGGCCCGCACAUCGUCAUCGAAUCAGAGAUGGAGCAGCCUUCCUCCAACCACUCGACGCGGCCCGGCUCGCCGGCGUUCACUACCUCCACGCACCACGCCUCCAGCACGUCGCUCACGAGCAUUGCAAGUCGGCCGUGCAACAAGCGGACCUCGAGCCCGUUCCUGGGCGCCACGCUGUCUGGCGGGAUGGAGCUCGACGGGCCUCCUCCCCCGCGCCUCGUGGAUCGGCCGCCGCGGUCCCCGGGAAAGACUCUCGUGGUCUACAACACGCUCUCCGGGGACGCCCUUCUCGAGCAGAGCAAGAUCGUGCGCAAGAUGGCGCUCAUGAACAAAGGAGGCUUCGGGCAAGUGCGCACCGACGCCACGACCGUCUUCACGGAUCCCAUCUCGGGCCAGGCCGUCGACGGCGACAUGCUGGGGCUGAACUACCGCCCCAUUCCGCCCGACACGUCGGAUGCGGAAAAUCGCGUGCCCAUCCCCAUCGUGCUGGGCUUCGUCGCCUCGUACCUGGGCAUCGGGUCCCUGCUGUUCGUAUGGCUGGAGGGAUGGUCCAUGCUGGACGCCUGCUACUUCUGCUUCAUCACCCUCUCCACCAUCGGCUUCGGCGACUUCGUUCCGGGCAAGUCGCUGGGCUACGAGACGCAGGAAGCGCAGAUCAAGCUGGUCACCGGGUCCAUCUACCUGGUGCUUGGCCUUGCCGUCCUAGCCAUGUCUUUCAACUUAGUGCAGGAAGAGGUGGUCCUAAAAUGCAAAGCGUUUGCUAACUGGAUAGGCCUUCUCAAAGACUGAGGUCUCACUAUAAUGAUAGUUUUGUUACUAGUCUCCGAAGAUAACUCAGAUGGUAGUGACCACUUUAGCAAAACAUUGAAACACAAAUGUCAAAUAGAUUUCUUACCCCGUCUUGUUAUAUAUGUAUAUGAACAUGAUUUAUAAAUAAAUGGGAACGAGUAUCUCACAUAGAGCGAAACACACACACACACACACACACACACACACACACACACACACACACACACACACACACACACACACACACACACACACACACACACACACACACACACACACACACACGCACGCACACACACAUAUGUAUAUGUAUAUUACUUAUUUAUUUACAGGAUAUGGAUUAAGAUGAGUAAAUACAGACAUAGAUAUAGGAAUUAUCAUCACAUGACUACCUUAGCUAAAUUCGUUCCUGAAGUCCUUGACACAUAAGAACCAAUACAAGAUCGUGCACUGGUACAGUCUGUGUACCUAAUUUAGAAAAUAAUAAUGUCUCUAGGUGAUAAAAUGGCAAAUCUUAGAUUGACAUUUCCACCCUGCAGAUUCAGCAGAGAGUGACUUCUGCGUCACAAGAUAAUAACUAGAUAAACAAAAUACAAGAAACACCACAUCAACAUCCAUUGUUAACACACCACAUUUUAGGAUGUUCACUCUGGACAUAACCAAUAUAUAUACUGUGUAUACAGAAGAAACAGAUGUUUAAUGUGCAAGGAAAAUGGCUGUGAUAAUUCUUUUCUCAGCUCUGCAAUAUGCUUUUUCUGGUUAUCUGUAUUGUGUGUUUAUUUGCUUGGCUUUUCGUGAGCUGGUGAGUGUUUAUAACAAUAUAAAAGUGAGUUUUGAUAAUGAGAUCUGCUUUCUGGUUGGAGACUUAUAAUAAACCCAGUUAAGUUCAUAGAUUUAAUAUUAAAAGCUCUAAGUCUGUUGUACAGUAAGAUUUUACUCAUACACUAUGGCUGCAAAUCACAAAAUACAAUCAUUUUAUGUAUUGCACUGUAGAGUAAUUAGACUUGCAGAAAACCUACAAUAAAAUCUUGAAUCCGGCUCUUUAUUCAAUUAUUGUCUUGAGAUUAAAAAAAAAAAUCUUUAUAUCAGGGAAACUAUUCCAAUACAACACACAUUUGUAAUAAUAUAGGGAACUUACAGUCAUAUGAACAUUUUAUAAUUCCAUUCUCGAUUGUAGUUCAGAUUCCAGAUAUAGAAUUUUCCACAUAUUGUGAUAAUGAACCUCGGGAACAAAAGGGUACUUUUUGGGAUGGCAUUGUAAGUGGUAAAAAAACAAUUCCCUCUAUACUAAAAUAAUAUGUAAUAUGCACAUGAAACAAUAUACUGUAAAAAGUGUGAUUGUUUUUAGGGAGCGUGAAAUGAUUUUUGUACAUAUUCGUUACACAAUAUUCCCCUGAUGUAUAUACUGGGUAGUGUUAUAAAACUAUUAUAGGUGAACAAUGUUAAUAAACAGUUCCUGUUUCCAUCUAUGAAUUCUGUUUCAAAAAAUGAAUGCACAAAAGUAAAAAGAAAGACAGAAGACAAUAAUAAAAAAAUCAGUGAAAA
Messenger RNA from Penaeus monodon (black tiger shrimp), 3490 nucleotides. RefSeq lists its product as uncharacterized. Gene Ontology annotation, cellular component: membrane. The record is from RefSeq and is a predicted model, not a curated record. Gene Ontology annotation, molecular function: potassium ion leak channel activity. Gene Ontology annotation, biological process: stabilization of membrane potential; potassium ion transmembrane transport. Lineage: Eukaryota; Metazoa; Arthropoda; Malacostraca; Decapoda; Penaeidae. The coding region runs from base 8 to 1945 and encodes 645 amino acids. The transcript is spliced from 5 exons.